GGUGUGGUUAUGCACUAGCAGCAACCUCUCCAGCGAAAAAAGUGUGCAAUAUAAAAGCACCUUCGUCCCUGGAAUCGAUACCAGAUCACUUUCAGUUGCAAUCAGCACACUUUCUUUCACUUUGUGAAUUAUCAACCUCCCAAAACCUCAUCAACAUGCAGGUCGUCGCUAUCAUCCUGGCUUUCGCCGCCGUCGCUUCCGCCGGACUCGUUUCUACUCCAAUCGCAUACUCUGCCCCCACCGUCAUCUCCAGAGCCCCAGCUUUCGAUUCUGCCGUCAUCAAGAGCGACCGACUUGGAGGAAACUUUGCUUAUUCGGUUGCUGAGAACCACGCCUAUGCUGCCCACACCCCAAUCGUCCAACACGUCACCUCCCCCGUUGGAGUCACCUACGCCGCUGGAGCCCCAGUCGUGACCGGAUACAGCGCCCCAGCCAUUCACGCCUAUGCUGCCCCACUCGCCUUCGGUGGAGUCGUUCGAUCCUGGUAAUUUUAGUAUAAAAUAUUUGUAUUUUUUGUAUAUCAGCAAAAUCAAAAAUGACAACAGUUAAAAAAUCGAUACAUGUACAUCGUUUCAUGAUUCCAAAUUCCAAUAUUCAGCAUUAAGUUCACAUUUAAAAAAUAAAGUGCUCUUAAUAAAUUGGCUACGUAAUAAAAACUCGUA
Folsomia candida is the source of this 662-nucleotide messenger RNA. RefSeq names its product pupal cuticle protein G1A. The transcript has 2 exons. Lineage: Eukaryota; Metazoa; Arthropoda; Collembola; Entomobryomorpha; Isotomidae. The record is from RefSeq and is a predicted model, not a curated record. The coding region runs from base 156 to 488 and encodes 110 amino acids.